Dovyalis caffra is the source of this 3672-nucleotide messenger RNA. The record is from the annotation of a GenBank genome assembly. NCBI's taxonomy places the organism in Eukaryota, Viridiplantae, Streptophyta, Magnoliopsida, Malpighiales, Salicaceae.
AUGCGGGUCCUAACCCGUCCCCCAACACCUACACCCGUACCCGGACCCAUACCCACUUCCUCUCCAGAUCCCCAACCAUCAUCCCAGUCGCAUCCUCGCUCCCUAGAAGGCGUAGUAGUGGUUGGGUUCCUUUCUCGGAGCCCCGACCCCUCCCCCCACCUCAUCAAUCGGGUCCUUGACUCCAACGUAUUCGGCUCGGGUCAUCUCGAUAAAACAUUGUUUGUUGAUAAAGAGGAAGUUAAGGAUUGGUUUAAGAAGAGGAAAAUCAGUUAUUACCACGAAGAAGAAAAAGGGUUCUUGUUCUUGCAGUUUAGCUCGACGCGUUGCCCCAUUAUUGGUGGGUUUUCGAAUUCGGGUUCGGGUUUGGAAGAGCUGGAGUUUGAGGAACUUCAGGGUUUACUCUUCAUGUUCUCUGUUUGCCAUGUGAUCCUGUAUAUACAGGAGGGUUCACGUUUUGACACUCAUGUUUUGCAAAAGUUUAGGGUGUUACAAGCAUCUAAACAUGCACUAACUCCAUACAUGAGAUCAAGAAAUAUCCCGCCACUGUCAUCGAGGCCUCAUUCUUCGUUGUCUUCAUCUAGACUGGCUGCUUCGACUGGUUCGUCUCCGGGCAGAGGUGGUAGCUUCAUGAAUCGCAAUUCUUCGGCUGUUUCUAUUAUGUCUGGUUUAGGUUCCUAUGCAUCAUUGUUUCCUGGAUAUUGUACUCCAGUGAUGCUCUUUGUAUUUGUUGAUGAUUUCUUGGAUGUACCGAAUUCUGGUUCUAAUGUGGAGGAGUCAACUGAUAGUUCCUCACUUAAUCAGUCUUCUGGUUUGAGUAGUGUGGGUAAGUCAAAUGUGCCUGCAAAAGGUUCUGGUUCAGUUGUUGUGCUAUCACGCCCUGUAAGUAAAUCAGAAGGUGGUUUCAGGAAGAAACUGCAGUCAUCUCUCGAAGCACAGAUUCGUUUUCUGAUAAAGAAAUGCCGUACGCUAUCAGGCUCUGAAAGUGGUCAUACUGGUUCAAGAAGUGGUGCUGUUUCAAGUUCUGCACCUUUGUUUUCACUUGAUGCAUCAAGAUCUGUUGUGCUGCUUGACAGGUCUGCUAAUCUGAGAGGUGAAUCUUUGGAUUUUGCUACUGACCUUGUGGAAGAUGUUUUGAAUGGAAAAGCAACCUCAGAUUCUCUUUUGCUUGAAAGUAAUAGUCAGAAUGCAAACAAAGAGGACAUUUUAUCCAUAAAGGAAUUCAUUUACAGGCAGUCUGAUAUUCUGAGAGGAAAAGGGGGAUUGGUUAGUGGCACAAACAGUGGCUCUGCAGCUGGUGUUGGCAUGGUCGCCGUUGCUGCAGCUGCAGCUGCAGCUUCAGCUUCAGCUGGGUCUGGAAAGACAUUGACUACUCCUGAACUUCCAAGUUUGGAAAUAUGGUUAUCAUCCAGUCAACAAAUUCUAAAUGGAGUUCUUUCCGCAAAAUGCGGAUGUAUUGACGAAACUGAAGUUGGCAAAAGGAAACCUCGUCAACGAAACACUGUUUCAGCUCAAGUUGAAUGUGCUUCAAAAGUUAUGGAUCCUCUGGACAUUGCAGUAUCUUUGCUGGAAAAUAGCAGAGGACUUAACACAAAAUUUUCAACUUCAUGGUGUGAAAAGGCUCUUCCAACUGCCAGGGAUGAGUAUUUGAAGGGUUUGCCUGCUUGUUAUCCCACCGCACAGCAUAAGGACCAUUUAGAAAAAGCUUUACGUGCUUUCCUGUCAAUGGUCAGGGGACCUGCAGUUCAGCUGUUUGCUAAAAAGCUGGAGGAUGAAUGCACGUCCAUCUGGAAAUCUGGGAGGCAACUAUGUGAUGCUGUUAGUUUGACAGGGAAACCAUGCAUGCACCAGAGACACAAUGUUGAUAAUGGUGAGCCACUUACUGGAGCUGCAGUCAAGCCACAUUCAAGUGGACAUUUUUUCCUUCAUGCCUGUGCCUGUGGUCGUUCACGUCAACUCCUAUCUGACCCUUUUGAUUUUGAAUCAGCAAAUGUAUCUUCUAAUUGUUUCACAGACUGUGACAAACUCCUUCCUGCCAUCCAAUUACCUGAGGGCAACAAUACAGGACCGAUUCAAUCAUCUUCAUGGAGUUUGAUUCGUGUUGCGGGUGCCAGGUACUAUGAACCUUCUAAGGGCCUGCUGCAGAGCGGGUUCUCUUCUACACAUAGAUUUCUUUCAAAAUGGACAAUAUUUCUGGAGAAACCGACAAACUUAAAUGGUCUACCAGCUACAAAUGUGCAGCAAGGUUCUGUAAUUAGGUCAAGUACACAUCCCCAGGUUGAAUUUAAUGGUGAUGUAGAUAGAAAGAAAAAUGUGUUUUACUCCGGAGAUAUGGAGACGGUGGUGGGAAAUCAAAGAAAACUGUCAGUAAAUGACAAAUUAGAUGACAAAAAGAUCAGUUUUGGUAGAAAUAUUCCGAAUUUUACAAUGAGAAAGCCUUUUUCUGAGGUAGUAGCUGGAUCAUCAGCUGUGGAUUCAGGAUUCCCUCCCCUACAGCAGAAGAAGCAGCACUCAUCAAUUUCUGAGAAAGGUUCCAAGAAAAACUGGGCGAGAGAUAGGAUUGUAGAACAGGUUCAUUCUAAAGUUGAUCAAGGAUCUCACAAAUCUGAAGAUGUUUCAUCGGUUCAAGAAACUUUAAAUGGAAUGGCUUCUAAUGUUGGCCUAGAUGGUGAUCCUUUUCUACGAAUAGGAAGUAAUGUAGUCCCUAUGAAUGUUAAUAGCGGUGAAGUGGUGAAAUCUUCUAAGCAUGCAAUAGUUUAUGUUGGCUUUGAGCAUGAAUGUCCCCAUGGACACCGUUUCUUAUUAAGUUUAGAUCAUCUCAAUGAACUAGGGUCUUCAUAUUCUAUGACUGAAGAGACCUAUGAACCUUCUGUGGAAACUUCAGACUAUAGUCCGGCUGAUCCUUCAAACUUGGGUAGAAAUGGUGUCACUGGUAAAGGUCAUCGAAGUUCAAGGGAUAUGGCUGCUGCUAAUGCAAAUAAGCUGAGAAAUACAGACAAGUCAAAGGCGAUGGGGGUAAAUAGCAAUCUAUCUAUUAAUGGGCUGAUAAAGUUCUCUGGGUCAGGGAAGGAGCAGAAACAGACAUCUUUCAAUGAUCCAACACACCCCAAUUUUAUGCAAUGUCUUGAUGCGAACUUCCUUUCUAUUAGCCUUGAUGAUGGUGGAAGUGCUUUCUCCAUGCUGAAUCGAAAUUUACCAAUAUAUAUGAAUUGCCCAUACUGCCAGCUAUCCAAGAACAAGAAGGAUCCACCAAAGGUCAAGUUUGCUGGCACAGUAUCACAGUUGCAGAGGAUUUUUAUGGUAACGCCUCCAUUUCCCAUUGUGCUGGCCACAUGUCCAGUUAUCCAAUUUGAGGCAUCGUGCCUUCCCACAUCAGUUUCGGACCGUGAGCAAAAGUUGCAGUUCAGCCUCGGAUGUCAAGUGGUCCUACCACCAGAGAGUUUCCUUACUCUUAGACUCCCAUUUGUGUAUGGUGUGCAACUAGCGGAUGGAAAUCCAGUUCCUUUUAAUGCUUUUGAAAGUCAACCAGAAACGACAGCCUGGAUUAUGAAGGGCACAACUCUGCAAGUUGUUUCCAAGGCAAGUAAACUCAGUGAGGGACACCAGAUUGCCCUUGUGCAGAAAGGGGAUGCAAAUGGAAAUCCUGAGCCCAUAGACUGGAACAAACUUGCUUAG